AUGCUCAUCUUCUCGGCUUUCAAGACGCUCACAGGGCAGCAGGUCACCAUCGAGCUCAAGAACGAUCUCGCCAUCCAGGGCACCCUCAAGAGCGUGGACCAGUUCUUGAACUUCAAGAUCGACAACAUCCGCGUUCUCGAUGAGGCGAAACACCCACACAUGAUGGCCGUCAAGUCGGCCUUCAUUCGAGGUUCCGUCGUUCGUUACGUUCACAUCCCGGCUGCGGCCGUCGACACUCAGCUCCUGGAAGACGCAACAAGGAGAGAGGCUGCUUCGCAAGCCAAACGCUAG
Messenger RNA from Moesziomyces antarcticus, 291 nucleotides. Its product is annotated as u6 snRNA-associated Sm-like protein LSm2. Lineage: Eukaryota; Fungi; Basidiomycota; Ustilaginomycetes; Ustilaginales; Ustilaginaceae. The record is from RefSeq and is a predicted model, not a curated record. Gene Ontology annotation, molecular function: RNA binding. The transcript is spliced from 5 exons. Gene Ontology annotation, cellular component: catalytic step 2 spliceosome; U4/U6 x U5 tri-snRNP complex; P-body. Gene Ontology annotation, biological process: mRNA splicing, via spliceosome. The coding region runs from base 1 to 291 and encodes 96 amino acids.